Messenger RNA from Microthlaspi erraticum, 693 nucleotides. The record is from the annotation of a GenBank genome assembly. NCBI's taxonomy places the organism in Eukaryota, Viridiplantae, Streptophyta, Magnoliopsida, Brassicales, Brassicaceae.
AUGGAUCGUGUCAGCAAUUUACCAGACGAGCUUCUUCAUCAGAUCUUGUCCUUCCUUCCCACAAAGGAUGCUGCUGUGACUUCGGUUCUCUCAGAGAGAUGGCUCAAUCUGUGGAAACUUAAUCCUAACCUUGACAUUGAUGACACUGACUUUCUCCGUCCUGAAGAUGGUAAAGGAGAAAGGGCAGAGAUUAGACAGAGCUUCGUCGAUUUCGUGGACAGUGUACUUGCUAGGCAGGGUGAUUCUCCUAUCAAGAAAUUCUCCCUAAGUGUAUCACUGAGGUGCUUGCUCUAUGCUGUGAAUCGAUGCCUGUGUUCAACAACGUCAGAAUUCUUAGGUGUCUCUGGUCAAGAAGGUCGAGGAUGGCAAGCAAUGCCAGCUCUUCUAAGGAACUGUCCGCGUUUAGAAACUAUCAUCGUUCAGGGACUAAUACACGAUGUAACUGAUAAAUGUGGGGAUGCUUGUCCCUGCAUUUCUCGGGAAGACAGAGGACUUUCACUCAAGUCUUGUCCAGUGAAUAGGUUUGACGUCUUCGUUGAAGAUGAUGAACCUACACAGCUCAGAAACACUGAAUUGUUUAACUGUGUCGUGGAGAUGUUCAAAUCUACAACAAGUUGUCGCCGAGCUGCAAUCUCCAGCUCCUGGUUUAGUGAUUUCUUGGAGAAGAAGUGGAAAGCACAAGGACAUAUCUGA